GUGUACCACAUGGCCGGAAUUCCAUUCAUGUUACCGAAAUCCGACCCCUUCCCUCAACCUUCUCCUUGGCCCGGUCUCCUCGUCCGCGCCGAGAACAGGUGUAGAAAUGGCGCCGCAGUUGCAUGACUCAUCUCGCCCUUCCUCUUUCAUUCUGCGGCUCCCGCCUUCAGUUCGACGCCGCAUUUACCUGUACCUUGGCUUGGCGCGUUGGGAUGGUCUACCCAUUCUGUUCGACCUGGACGGUCCCCUCCCGCGGUGGAGGUGGGUUCCUAUUCGAGGCUUAUUGCUGUCUUGCCGCCUCAUCUACGGCGAGGCAUCCGCUCUGCUGUAUUCCUCCAACCGAUUCGUCAUCCACUACAGACACGCGCGCGAAGAUGGAAACGACGGUGCCGAACCGUCGCUUCAACCGCUGCGAAACCUCACCGCUUCGUCGCUUGCGUCAUUGGCCAAUCUCAAGAUUGUGCUCAGCCAAACCUCUUGCCAUUACCGGAGCGAAGAAGAAGCGGGCGGAAAAUGCUGCGACGAUAUAAGGGACAACAUGGGCUCGCACGGCGCGCGUUACUGCCAGCAACAUCACACAAACGACCACGAUAGGCCACUUCGAAGCUCCCACUCUACGGCCGGGCCGAUGUUAGACGAAUGGCUCCAAACAGCCAAUUACCUCUCUUCGAGAAUCAGCCCUGGUAACCUUCGGCUAUCCUUGGUAUGCGACAUUGACCAUGAAGAGGCCGGUAUGGAUACGGCGACCAGAGUCAUUGCGCCACUUUCUUUGCUUCCAAAGUUAAGGGACUGUGAUCUUCGGCUGUGCAAAAGUCCAAGCCCUGAACUCACCCGAAUCGCACGAAACGCGGCGCUGCAAGCCUGCCGUCGGCCAGAACCCCCCCCAAGUUCGUCGAGCCUUCGCCUCCUCAACCUUCCCCGGGAGCUGCGUCUUCGCAUUCUCGAAUAUACCGACCUUGUCACCCCUUGGAGGGAAGUUAUGUGGACUAGGCUAGAACCCGGGUAUCGAUACCCCGCCGAAGGAUGUUACCCGCGGGACGAUUGCCCAUGUCCCUCUAAGUAUCCCUGGCAUCACGGAUGCCAAUUCCGGGGAUGCUAUCACCAGACACGUAUAUUUAUGGACUAUGAAAUAUACCAUGGUUCCAUCGGCUGUUUCUGCCGCCUCCGACACGCCGCCUUCUCAUCCGCAUCCGCAUGCAUUUGCUGGGCUCCGCCCACGCCCUUGUUCAUCAUCUGUCGUGCUCUCUCCGAAGACGCGAAAUUCGUCUUCUUUUCCCUCAAUCGGUUCGUCGUCAGCGAUACUCUCGCACACUUUCACCCCUGCAAGGCUUUCAAUCUUUUUGCCACUAUCCCGUGGCCCGAAGACUACUUUCGUUUCAUCCGCACGGCUCAGUAUCUCGAGGCACAACCUCCGCGUGCCUACCCGGCCGAACGUUUUGCAGCGAGUCACUUUUUGAGGGAGGUGGUCCCCGCCGACUGCUUAGGCUACCUCCGCUUCCUCGAAUUGAUCUUCCCCCCCUACAAUUAUAUGUGUUGGCCCGACGACGGCCAUCCCGCUAUGCAGGACUGGAUUGAGACCAUCGACUGGGCCAAUAACAAGAUUAGAAGUCGCGGCCUCACCCUGCGGUUGACCAUGUCUGGAUUGCUAAGAAUGGGUCCGGACCACCCCGACGGUCGUCAAGAAGUCUCCGAGGCGCAGGGGAUCGAAGUGCUCGCCGGAUACGACCGUAUCCUGAAACCCUUGGCUCGUCUCGGGGGCGACGACGGGUUCGCCCAGUUUUAUGCGGACUUUGCGUGGCCUUGGAAAUGGACCAAAUGGGCGCGUGAGAAGUAUCGAGCCAUGGGUCCUUGGAGAGAACCCGACGGCGGUGAAGCCUGGCUAAAGUCGAAGGAAGACGCGCUGAACGAACGUGCCGAGCGUUUCAUUCUGGGAGACCGCUAUGAGCGGCUUUCUGCUACCAAGACAAAGAAAGAGGAGAGGGCUUGGACGAGAGAGCACCGUAUAUAUGCCUAGUGGGUGGCUUAGACCAUCAUGACCAAGGCUCUCCACAACGCAAAUCUCGUCAACUCAAUCAAUCCAAUUCAACUCAAAUACAACUCAAAUCCACGUUUUCGUCAAUCAAAUAAGCAGUUGGAUUUGAGUUGUUAGAUUUGAUAGAUUUGCCAAGCCAGAUAUCGUAAAUGAGCGCUACAAAAUGCCCCCAACCGCCACAACAGCCACAUCCAACCUUACCC
Molecule: messenger RNA, 2235 nt
Organism: Chaetomium fimeti
Lineage: Eukaryota; Fungi; Ascomycota; Sordariomycetes; Sordariales; Chaetomiaceae
Exons: 1
Coding region: 107-2014 (635 amino acids)
Source: RefSeq, a predicted model, not a curated record